This is a messenger RNA of Linum tenue, 2262 nucleotides long. Lineage: Eukaryota; Viridiplantae; Streptophyta; Magnoliopsida; Malpighiales; Linaceae. The record is from the annotation of a GenBank genome assembly.
AUGAAAGCCCUUUUCCUCAUCUCCCUCACUUUAGCUUCCACAUUGUUCUUCCCCACCUUCUCCUUUUCCCAUGAAGCAUCAGAGGCUUCCAGGAUAACCGGCAUGGAAACCUACAUUGUGUUUGUAGAGAAACCAGAAGGCCUACUAGAAUCCAAUCUACAUGAGUGGUACACCACAUUCCUCUCAGAAACUACUUCAAACAUAGUUCCAAGCAAACAACGGAUCGUCCAUUCCUACCGCAAUGUGAUCACAGGCUUUGCUGCUAAACUCACCCCGCAAGAGGCCAAAGCAAUGGAACAGAAGGAAGGCUUUAUUUCGGCUAGAGUCGAGCGACCUGUAUCCUUUCACACAACCUUCACUCCCAAGUUCCUUGGCCUGCAACAUAAUGGAGGGCCUUGGAAGUCCUCACAUUACGGCAAGGGAGUGAUCAUUGGCCUGAUUGACUCAGGGAUAAAGCACGAUCACCCUUCUUUCUUCGACAAAGGCAUGUCUCCCCCGCCAGCCAGGUGGAGAGGCAGGUGUGACUUCAACGGCAAGAAAACAUGUAAUAACAAGCUCCUUGGUGCUAGAAGCUUCUUAGGGGCCGGGGAUACCCCAGUGGAGAAGGCAGUACUCCAUGGGAGUCAUACUGCAGCAGAAGCUGCAGGGAGCCCUGUAGAAGCUGCCAAUGUGUUUGGACAAGCGAAUGGAACAGCCAUGGGGAUCGCGCCAAAAGCCCACUUGGCAAUGUACAAGGUCCGUGGGGCUGAUAGUAGCGUAUUGGCAGCAAUUGAUGCAGCUAUUGAGGAUGGCGUUGAUGUGCUUUCAAUCUCAAUGGGUUACUUCAAUGGCAGGUUUCCUUUCUUUGAUGAUCUGUUUGUAUUGGGAGCAUUUAGAGCCAUCCAGAAGGGUAUCUUUGUGAGCUGCUCUGCUGGAAAUGGUGGACCUUCCCCGAACUCAGUAACCAACGCGGCACCUUGGAUUCUAACCGUCGGAGCAAGUACAAUCGAUAGGGAGAUCAGGGCAACGGUGACGUUGGGGAACAAUGUGGAGCUCCAUGGCCAGUCCCUCUUCCAGCCUACUGACUUCCACUCAAAGCAGCUGCCCCUUGUGGACCUUUCUACCUAUAGUGCAUCAGCAGCAUAUUGUGGUAAAGGGUCACUGAAGAAUAUUGAUAUUAAGGGCAAGAUAGUCAUGUGCCAGACCAAAUUGAGAGCUCUGAGAACCGAUCAGGGGAAAGAAGUGAAGGACAAUGGAGGAGCAGGCGUGAUCUUUAUCAAUGGCGUGAAAGAUGGAGACACUACUAUUCCUGAUGCUCAUUUCCUCCCUGCAUCAUACCUCGGUUACAAUGAUGGAUUGGUAGUCAAGGGUUACUUGAACUCCACGCAGUCCCCAACUGCAGCAAUCUCAUUCCAAGGUACCUUGAUUGGCAAGUCGAAAAUCGCUCCACAAGUCGCCUCGUUCUCCUCUAGAGGUCCUAGCCUGCAAUCUCCGGGGAUCCUGAAGCCCGACAUCAUUGGCCCCGGGGUCAACAUUUUGGCUGCUUGGGGAGUCUCAAUCGACAAUGCUACAACCCCAUUCAGCGUGGAAUCGGGAACUUCAAUGUCUUGCCCACAUCUCAGUGGAGUUGCAGCUCUGAUCAAGAGUGCUCAUCCCCGUUGGUCCCCUGCUGCCAUAAGGUCGGCCAUUUUGACCACUGCCUACACAUUUGAUCUCAGUGGCCACCCGAUCUCGAACGAGCAGAAUGUUUCUGCUACAGUUUUCGACAUGGGUUCAGGCCACGUGAACCCAUCGAAGGCAUUGAACCCCGGGCUGGUCUAUGAUAUCGAGCCAGAUGACUACAUCCCUUACCUCUGUGGGUUGGGUUAUAGCGACAAGCAAGUGAGAAUGAUCGUGCAGCGAAAGGUGAACUGCUCGAGUCCUGGAUCUUCGAUACCGGAGGCUCAGCUGAACUACCCAACAUUCUCGAUCUCGCUGGCUCGGGGUGAAAAUCAGACAUACACUAGAACGGUGACUAACGUUGGCCAGCCUAACUCGACGUACUACGGCAAGGUUCGGUCACUGGAAGGGGCUGGUGUUGCAGUCACAAUCGUGCCUAGUGAGAUCAAGUUCAAGGAGGUGAACGAGAAAGCCAGCUACUCUGUAACGUUUACCAGGUUGGAUAAUGUGGCUAGAAGCAGUGAUGUUGGUCAAGGUUCCUUGGUCUGGUCAUCUCUUGCUGCUGUUGCUGAUGGUGAUGAUCGGUAUGAGGUUGCGAGUACUAUUGCCGUUAACUUUGUUUGA